GGACGGGAACCCCCGUGUCCCUGAAUUCAAACUUCGGCUGUUAAUCCGUGACUACCUCUGUAUAAACCAUGCGAAACAAAGUUCUCAAAGGCCCGACCGCAAUCCGAUCCAAAGGCGGCCUUUUCGAUUCACCAGGACGCCCGGGACCAACACAAUCCCUCUUCCGUGACCAUCGUCCCGUCAGAGACAGCACCGGCUGCGACACCAACCAACAAGUCGACGCCGGGCAAGGCGUCCAAGUCCCUGCAUGAGCGGCUCUCGUCCCGUUCAACCCUCACACCUGCGUCCCAAGGCACCAUCAACUCCGCCAUGUCCCGGACGCCAACAGGCGGAGCCGAUGGGAAAGCGGUGCCCUCCGCGCCCGCCUCUUCCUUGUCCCCGCGCACCACCACGCCGAGCCGCGCGAACUCGACGAUUCGAGCAGUGCCAAGUGUCGACGACCGGCAGAGGUCCUCAGAGGAAGAUUCCGGCACCGAGGGAACGCAGUCGCACGCAACCUCACGAGAUUCCGGCUUCUCCAGCUCGCUCAAUAGCACGGCCAGCAUCGCCUCAUCAAACCCUCCGCAGCGCAUACCAGCGACAACGUCAACAGGGAUACCCAGGAUGCCGUCCUACAACAAGCUGAAGCUCAACCCCUCGGACUUGGCACAGAGCAGCGGGGAUGUCCUCUCCGACGGGACAUCGCUACCGUUGAGACGGGGGCCCAGUUUCGGCGACAUACCCACACGCGAGAGCAGUCUCAACGCAACAACAACAACGACGGCCUCCUCUUCUCAAUCGAUCGACGCCGGCGGAUUCACCGAAGCCUCGCUCGCCGCCACCGAAGCGCAGCUCUCCAGCGGCUGGGACAACUCGGUCGGCAAGGCCGGGUUGGGCAAGACGGGCCGGGUCAUCAACCGCCUGGUGUCGGACAACGAGGCGCUCAGGCGCGACAUCCAGAUCGAGCGCCUCCGCGCCGAGGAGUCCCGGCAGGCCGCCCGCCUGCUCGAGGACAAGCUGGAGCGCGUCAUAUCCGACUACGAGUCGCGCCUGCUCGAGGCGAGCGUGACCAAGACGCUGCUGGCGCGUAAGGAGCGCCAGGUCGAGUCGCUGCAGGACGCCAUCGAGCUGGAGCGCCGCCGCGCCGACGCCGCCGCGGGCCGCGAGCGCGCGUGGAAGGACGAGCUCGAGACGGCCCGCGCCGAGGCCAAGCGCAAGGUCGACGAGGCGACCAACUACGCGGCCCUGUGCGAGGGGCGGUACAACGCCAUCAGCAGCCACUGGAAGGACCAGGGCGAGGAGGUGCGCCGGUCGAUCGGCCGCAUGCGCCGCGAGGUCCAGGCCCUCGUCGAGGAGCGCAGGCGGGACGACGAGAAGAUCGAGACCCUGCGGGAGCUCUGCGACCAGCAGGACGGCAACAUCCGCGAGCUCCGCCGCCAGAAGGACGAGAUCCUCGCCCAGUUCGAGCGCUACAAGGCCGAGCAGGAGGAAGGCCUGCGCGAGAUCAAGCGCAGGGCCGAGGAGAGGGAGAGGGAGCAGGAGAGGACCCUGCAGGAGGCCAGGGAGGUCCUCAACAAGCUGCGCUGGGCGCUCAACGUCAAGGAGAAGAUCGAGUGGGCCCAGUAGACACGUUGCUCUCCAGAGAGAGAGAA
This is a messenger RNA of Thermothelomyces thermophilus ATCC 42464, 1631 nucleotides long. RefSeq lists its product as uncharacterized. The coding region runs from base 310 to 1605 and encodes 431 amino acids. Lineage: Eukaryota; Fungi; Ascomycota; Sordariomycetes; Sordariales; Chaetomiaceae. The record is from RefSeq and is a predicted model, not a curated record. The transcript has 2 exons.